UCUCUUUAACGUACAAAUUAUAGCAAAAGGACGCAACGAGGUUUCCGCUUCGUAUCGGAUCCAAUCAUAAUCGGAUUCUAGGGUUCUCUCCUCUCCGCUCCUCUUCUCUCCACUUCCCUCCCUCUCAUUGAUCUCCCUUCCGCUGUGAAUCUCUCUCGCUUUUUGCAGGUUCGUCCUCUCUCCCCCUUAUUCUGUCAGAUUCCCAUUGAAUAUCUCGCGCCGUGGUAACGGAGCUUUGGCCGCCGGCCUUGCUGCUUCUGCUCCGGGUUUGAAGACUAUUCAAAGCAUUUAUUGAAGACGCUCAGAGGCAGAAUUCGAGAUUAUGACUACAUCAUGGGCUGAUUCCGUGGCUGCAUCAGAGAAUGCAACCGCCUCCGACAGUGCUAACAUCCCACGUCCUACCCGACCAGCCUAUGUUCCUCCCCACCUUCGCAACAAACAGCCAUCCUCUGACACCCAUGCUCCAUCGCAUACUGCUCCAUCCCCUGGCUAUGAUCAAGGCAAUACUGGUGGAUUUGCUGGUGGGUCUAGGGCUGGCAGCGAUUCGAGGCCUGAUUUUGGGAGAAGUGGUAGCUCCGGAGGUGGAUGGAAUAAUAAAGGUGGAGGAUGGGGUGUCCGGGGAAGAGACCGUGAGGUGAACCCCUUUGCUGACAAGGAUGGCGCUAGGGAGGAACUUAACGAGCAAGAGCAAGAGAACACGGGGAUUAACUUUGAUGCCUACGAGGAUAUCCCUGUGGAGACCAGUGGACAAAAUGUACCUCCGCCUGUUAAUACAUUUGCAGAGAUAGACUUGGGUGAGGAACUUAAUCUGAAUAUUCAGAGAUGCAAAUACGUGAAGCCAACGCCAGUUCAGCGUCAUGCAAUUCCAAUUUCUCUUUCUGGACGGGAUCUUAUGGCAUGUGCUCAAACGGGCUCUGGGAAGACAGCUGCCUUCUGCUUCCCUAUCAUCAGUGGAAUCAUGCGGGGGGAGUACGUGCAAAGGCCUCGUGCACCACGAACUUCAUAUCCUUUGGCUCUUAUCCUCUCUCCUACAAGGGAGCUCUCAUGUCAGAUACAUGAUGAAGCUCGGAAAUUUUCAUAUCAGACUGGUGUCAAGGUUGUGGUUGCAUAUGGAGGGGCACCAAUCAACCAGCAGCUGCGAGAGCUUGAGAGAGGGGUUGAUAUUUUAGUGGCGACUCCAGGAAGAUUGGUAGAUUUGCUCGAAAGGGCUAGAGUUUCAUUGCAGGUGAUUAGGUAUCUGGCUCUUGAUGAGGCAGAUCGAAUGUUGGACAUGGGUUUUGAACCUCAGAUCAGGAAGAUUGUGGAACAGAUGGGCAUGCCACCACCUGGUGUCAGACAGACGAUGCUAUUUAGUGCUACUUUCCCAAAAGAGAUACAGAGACUGGCUUGUGAUUUCCUUUCAAACUACAUUUUCUUGGCUGUUGGAAGAGUUGGUUCGAGCACUGAUCUCAUUGUGCAAAGAGUUGAAUACGUCCAUGAAUCUGACAAGAGAAGCCAUCUCAUGGAUCUUCUCCAUGCACAAAGGGAAAAUGGGGCUCAUGGCAAGCAAGCUUUGACGUUGGUUUUUGUGGAGACCAAAAGAGGAGCUGAUUCGUUGGAGAACUGGUUGUAUAUGAAUGGGUUUCCGGCUACUAGUAUUCAUGGUGACAGGUCACAACAAGAAAGAGAACUGGCGCUCCGAUCCUUCAAGAGUGGGAGGACUCCCAUCCUUGUUGCGACAGAUGUUGCUGCACGAGGCCUCGAUAUCCCCCAUGUGGCCCACGUGGUCAACUUUGACCUCCCCAACGACAUAGAUGACUAUGUUCACAGGAUUGGCCGCACAGGUCGAGCUGGCAAGUCAGGAUUGGCAACUGCCUUCUUCAAUGAGAACAACCUCUCAAUGGCAAAGCCACUUGCUGAACUUAUGCAGGAGGCAAAUCAGGAAGUACCCGCUUGGCUCACGAGGUAUGCUUCAAGGGCUUCCUACGGUGGUGGGAAGAACCGCCGAUCGGGAGGCAACCGAUUUGGAGGGCGGGACUUUAGAAGAGAGAGCUCGUUCAAUAGAGGAAUGGAUUACUAUGGAGGAGGGAAUAGCAGCGGCGCAUAUGGAAUUUCUGCUGGGUAUGGUGGAUAUGGGCCGGGUGUCACGAGUGCUUGGGACUAA
This is a messenger RNA of Punica granatum (pomegranate), 2143 nucleotides long. NCBI's taxonomy places the organism in Eukaryota, Viridiplantae, Streptophyta, Magnoliopsida, Myrtales, Lythraceae. The record is from RefSeq and is a predicted model, not a curated record.